AUUUAUAUCGGCGGUAGUAAGCGUAGGUGUAUUUGAGCAACACCAGCCGGGUUACCAUGUCAACUCCCCCUUUGAAGAUUGUGGUUUGUGGUGGUGGAAACGGAGCUCACGUGUUUUCAACUUUAGCAGCCACGCGCGCAAACACUGACGUCAGUGUUCUCACAAUAUUUGAGGACGAAGCAGAGAGAUGGACAAAAUCCAUGAAAGACGGUGUGAUGGUAUCCUUCACUGCAGCGUCGAACCAAGUGAAAUCAAGACCGUCUUUAGUCACAAAAGAUCCAGCAGCCGUGAUCCCAAGAGCUGACGUCAUAGCAGUAGUUGUACCAUCUUACGCGCAUGCUCCAGUCUUGCAAGCUAUUCUCCCUUUCUGUAGACCAAACACAUUCAUCGUUGGUCUUCCGGCACAUGCUGGUUUUGACUUCCAGUUUACACAUAUUUUUGGAAGCAAAGCAAAAGAAUGUACUCUAGCUGUAUUUGAGACAUUACCUUGGGCAUGUCGAAUAAUUGAAUAUGGUGCCCAUGCGCAGGUUCUUGGGACAAAAGAACGAGUAGGUGCCGCGUUGUUACAGGGGGAAAACAGCAACGUCCCAUUUGACUGCAUUGCCACACUUCAACAACUGAUUGGGGACAAGCCGAAGCUGAAAAUGGUACAAAACAGUCUCGUCGUAAAUCUGAUGGCUAAAACUAUGAUACAUCCACCAAUUAUGUACGGGAAAUGGAGAAAUUGGGAUGGAAAACCAGUCAAGCAGAAACCUCUCUUUUAUCAGGGAAUGGAUGACGCCCAGGCAGAUUUGUUGACUCGAGUUAGCGACGAAGUCUUGCUCAUCUCCCAAACAGUCAAAGACAAAUGCAACAAAAUUGUCCUUGACAUUUCACCGAUUACUCACAUCCAAGAUUGGAUAAAGGAAUAUUACGGCGACCAGGUGAAGGACGGAAGUUCGCUGAAACUCUCAUUCCAGACGAACCAGGCGUACAACGGCCUUGUUCAUCCACUGAAAGACGCAGAGGACGGGGGCUACGUUCCGGACUUCUCAUAUCGAUACGUUCGUGAAGAUGUUCCGUUCGGAUUGGUCGUACUGAAAGGAAUUGCCGAGAUCGUCGAUGUAUCCACUCCGGCUAUGGAUACUGUGAUCAGUUGGGCGCAAGAGAAACUAGGGGCGGAGUAUAUUGUUGGAGCCGAGCUCAAGGGUCGUGACUUAUCACAGACAAGGGCUCCGCAAGUGUUUGGUAUCCAAACAGUUGACCAACUGAUGCUAUCCAAUUAGUCAUACUUUUUCAAACGUAUUAUGAUUUACUACGCUAAACAGAUCUGUAGGCAGAAACACAAAAUGAAUUUGUUUUUAUUCUACACAUUGCAUCCCCGAUACUCCAAGGGUUAUGCUGACUUUCGCUCUCUGCACCCCUGGAAUAUGGCAUAGCAAAUUCGAAGUCUCAGUGUGCACCACCUUGUGAAUGAGACGAGCGAGAAGAUUAGUUUGAUCCAUUGAUGUACAUCAAACAAAUCUCUCGGUCGCGUCACUGUAAAUUGACUGGCUUUAUAGUCGAGAAUAACGCUUUGUAUAGCUUCAAUCUAGAGUGUUCCUAUGAUGCAAUAAUCAUUUGGUCUUUGGUUUUGAUUAUUUCUGAUUGAUUGAAUAAUUACGACAUAAGAAGUAAUGCGUGAUAUUUUUAUUAUCAUUAUUUUUAAGUUACUAAUGUAUAAAUAACAAUUUACAAAACAUCUUAAAAACGUCUUUGUUGUCAAAAGAAAUGAGAGGUUGAGACGACGAUUACGUUCUUGUAUUACCGUAUACACAUUAAUAAAACUGUUUAAGUUUUUACAUAAACGGCCGAUUUUUGUCGAGUUGACAUCUGUUUUUUAAAUAAACGGCAUAACAAGCAUUUAUAUAUAUAUAACAUAUAGCAUUGAUGGAACAUUGUCAACAUUGACCAUUGAUAAAACUGAAGCCUAUAAGUUAUGGAAUUUAGCACGAUUACCACUGACAAUAUUUCUUUCCUUUUUUUUGGAAUUUGUCUUGAGGUAAAAAAAUACUUAUUUGAAAUAUCUUAACUGUGUCAUUAGACCAAUGGAUCAUGACACAGUUGAUUCUCGCCAAUUGUUGUUAAAGUAAAAUGAUCAAUCUAGACAGAAAGCCACAGACCUUUCCUAAUUAAAUUUAAGCAAGAGUGAAGGAAAGAAGAUACGUUUCCUCUUAUCAACUUGUCCGAUUGUAUUAUAACCAAAAUGAUAUCCUUAAUCCUUAAUAAACUUAAAGUAAGUAUGAUAAGGUCAAUAGCAAAAUGGAUACAAGAAGGGCAAGAGUAGAGAAAUAAAAUGGUAAUGUUAUAACAAAUCAGUCUGAAAUAUUAAAAGAAAUUGAACUCUUCUAUAAAAACUUUUAAAAAAUGAUAAUAUACACGAUGAAGACUUAAAUAUGUUAUUAAAUGAUUAGAAUGUGCAAAAACUAUCGGAUAUUGAUUCUGAAGCUUUAGAAGAACCAUUGGACAUUAUUGAACUUGCAAAAACUUUAAUGAAAAUGAAAAUCAACAAAAGUCCAGGAUCGGAUGGUUUCACAGCUUUUUUUUUUUUUUUUUUUUUUUGGAAAAGCAUUGGACAUUUUAUUGAAAGAUCUAUACAUUUUGGUUUUAAGAUAACAAACCCAUCUGAAACACAAAAACAAGGAAUAAUAACAUGUAUACCAAAGGGAGAUAAAUCUAGAAUUUAUUUUGAAAAAUUGGAGACCGAUAACAUUACUUAACAUUGUAUAUAAAAUUGCUUCAAGUUCAAUUGCUAAUAGAAUGAAAAAUCUUUUAAAGAAAUUAAUCAGUACUGAUCAGACAGGCUUUAUUCCGGGGAGAUAUACUGGCGAAAACACUAAGACUGAUCUAUGAUAUUAUACAUUACACAGAGGAAAAUAAUUUACCAGGACUUUUAUUACUAAUUGAUUUUGAAAAAGCAUUUGACUCUAUCUCAUGGAUUUUUAUCAGUAAAACACUUGACUUUUUUCAAUUUUGGUAAAAAUGUAAUUAAAUGGAUCAACUUAUUCCAACAUGAUUCCAAAUCAGCAGUAGUUCAAGGUGGCAAUUUGUCAAACUUUUUUAAUAUUGAGCGUGGGUGCAGACAAGGGGAUCCAAUAUC
This is a messenger RNA of Mizuhopecten yessoensis (Yesso scallop), 3118 nucleotides long. RefSeq names its product opine dehydrogenase-like. The transcript has 2 exons. Gene Ontology annotation, molecular function: oxidoreductase activity. Lineage: Eukaryota; Metazoa; Mollusca; Bivalvia; Pectinida; Pectinidae. The coding region runs from base 57 to 1265 and encodes 402 amino acids. The record is from RefSeq and is a predicted model, not a curated record.